AUGAGUGGUGACAGAGUCAAUCGUCCAGAUCUAAAUGUCGCCUUAGAUCCUAAUAAUCCUCAUAUUAAAAACGAAAUACUUUCUGCUAUUGUUCAACAUUUAGAAGAAUCAGGAUUAAUUGCAUCCUCACUUAUUUUAAGGGAUGAAAUGCGUCUGAAGAUCUCAAAAGACAGUGCGCGAAGCAGACUUCUCCUUAAACUUCGUGUUGCCAUUAAAUCUGGCGAUUGGAACCAGAUUGAACCACUUACAGCAGAAUUAACUUCAUCUCCAAAGCUUUUAUACUCAAUAUUAAGACACAGAUUUUUCGAAUUACUUUCAACAGGAGAUACAACAACAGCAAUGCAGUUUUUAGCCACAAGAUUAAAAGAGCAUCGUGCAUAUGAAGAUACUCCACAUGAUUUUGAGCAUCUUUGUGCAGUUUUAGUUGAUGCAGCAUCUCCAUCUCAAUCACCACAAUUACCAGAGCUUUCUGAAUCAUUAAAGCGAAUCAUCGAAACAAUUGACGAACAAAUUCGCCAAUCUGAUGCACCAGUCAUCGAAAAAGAGCUUCCAGAGCAUAGAUUACUCGACUUACUUCAACUUGCUGUUCGUUUUCAAGUUGAUGAUUUCAAAUUAAAAUCUCCAAUACAAACUCUUACUUCCGACUUCCAACCGGACGUCAUGCCACAUGGCCAAUGCAUUGAACUACCUUCCCAUCACACAGCCAGUGUCAAAUCCAUCGCAUUCGUCCCAGGAACUUCGACUUUACUUUCUGGCUCAUCCGAUAAAUCCGUGAUCGUUUGGAGCCUCGCCAAAAUGGACAAAGUCAACGAACUUCGCGGCCACAAGGGCAGGAUCUGGAGUAUCGCUACCGGAAACGAUGUUGCAGCCACUGCAUGUUCCGAUGGAGUUGUGAGAGUUUUUAAUGUCCCAGAAUCACGAUUGAUUGGCGAAUUCCAUGGCCAUUCCGGUGAUGUUUAUUCCGUCGACACAGAUUUCGAGGGAAGACACAUUGUUUCGGGCGGAUACGACCAAUCAAUCAUUGUCUGGGACGCGCCAACGCAAGCACCAGAAACAACACUGAAAGGACAUGGCGGAGCAGUUACUUCCGUCAUAUUCAACAGUACAGGAAACAUUGUUGUUUCUGGCGGAAAAGAUUUGACUGUUCAGUUAUGGGAUGUCAGAUCUUAUUUGGCAACAAUGCAGUUGGCUCCUGUAUUGGGAGAAGUCGCUGGAUUGAGUGCGGAUCCUUCUUUCACGAGAGUUUUGGCUGCAACAAAGGAUUCAACAAACAGAAUUUGGGAUUUGAGAAUGCCAAACCAAGUAAUGCUGUUGAAAGGUCACCAGAACUCAGCGAAACACUUCGUAAGAGCUCAUUUCGGACCAACUGGUUCUACUGUAAUCGGUGGAAGUGAUGAUGGAAAGAUCUACACAUGGGAUGCAAAUACAGGAAAGGUGAUAGACAAGAUAAGAGCAAACAGAUCUUGUGUAUUCGAUGUUGUUUGGAGUUCCCACGCACAUAUGUUUGCUUCUUGCGGUGAUGAAGAGAAAAUUAGAUUAUGGGAACCAAAAGAACUUUAA
Messenger RNA from Trichomonas vaginalis G3, 1560 nucleotides. Its product is annotated as repeat protein-related family. The record is from RefSeq and is a predicted model, not a curated record. The transcript has a single exon. Gene Ontology annotation, biological process: mRNA splicing, via spliceosome. NCBI's taxonomy places the organism in Eukaryota, Parabasalia, Trichomonadida, Trichomonadidae. Gene Ontology annotation, molecular function: protein binding. Bases 1 to 1560 code for a protein of 519 amino acids.